AUGCCCGGCUGGCUCGGCGGGCUCCGAGAUUCCCGCGCCGCCCCACCCCGCCGCCCGCGCCCCGCACGGAGGCUGGAGCGCCUGCCGCCCGCCGCCCGUAAAAUGGUCACCUCGGCUGGACAGCUCGCCCUCUUCGCGCUGGGUAUUUUCUUGGCCGUGUGCCAGGCCCUGGAGAACAGCACAUCCGCCCUGAGUGACCCGCCCGUGGCUGCAGCUGUGGUGUCCCAUUUUAAUGACUGCCCAGCUUCCCACAGUCAGUUCUGCUUCCAUGGAACCUGCAGGUUUUUGGUGCAGGAGGAGAAGCCAGCGUGUGUCUGCCACUCUGGGUACGUCGGUGCACGCUGUGAACACGCAGACCUCCUGGCCGUGGUGGCUGCCAGCCAGAAGAAGCAGGCCAUCACCGCCUUGGUGGUGGUCUCCAUCGUGGCCCUGGCUGUCCUCAUCAUCACAUGUGUGCUGAUACACUGCUGUGAGGUCCGAAAACACUGUGAGUGGUGCCGGGCGCUCAUCUGCCGGCAUGAGAAGACCAGCGCCCUCCUGAAGGGAAGGACUGCUUGCUGCCACUCAGAAACAGUGGUCUGAAGAGCCCAGAGGAGGAGUUCUGCCAGGUGGCCUGCAGCAGCCAGAGGGAAAAAGGACUUCUUGAGUUCGGCGCAGCAAGGGCUGCCAGGCCUGGGCCAGCAGGC
Molecule: messenger RNA, 686 nt
Organism: Budorcas taxicolor (takin)
Lineage: Eukaryota; Metazoa; Chordata; Mammalia; Artiodactyla; Bovidae
Gene: TGFA
Product: transforming growth factor alpha
Exons: 7
Coding region: 1-582 (193 amino acids)
Biological process (GO): positive regulation of mitotic nuclear division; epidermal growth factor receptor signaling pathway; positive regulation of cell population proliferation
Source: RefSeq, a predicted model, not a curated record